AUGGACGCGAUUUUCACAAAAAAACAGUUGGGCGUCAGAUACAGUGAAGAGAAAAUAGUCAGGAUUCUUCAGCAGGAACAUAACAGGAUAAUUCUCCAAACUGGGGAUGGAGAGAGUGAUUACAUAAACGCGAUUCGUGUGAACGGGUACAACACCAGCAACAAAUACUUAUGCUGUCGAGGCCCACUCCAGUCAACAGCGGAAGAUUUCUGGAAGAUGGUGUUCGCAGACCAAUCCAGAGUAAUUGUUAUGCUGUUUAAAGCUCAGGAAGAAAAAAGGGAAGCUUGCUAUCAAUACUUGAACCCGAAAAAAGGAAAAAUAGUGAUCUACGGAAACUUCACCAUCCAAACAGUGAAAGUAAAGGCCUUCCGGGAUCACGUAGUGACCAAGCUGUGGGUGACACAUGACAACGGUGAUACUUUGGACGUUACUCAUUUCACUUACACCGAUUGA
Cydia pomonella (codling moth) is the source of this 453-nucleotide messenger RNA. RefSeq names its product receptor-type tyrosine-protein phosphatase epsilon-like. Bases 1 to 453 code for a protein of 150 amino acids. Lineage: Eukaryota; Metazoa; Arthropoda; Insecta; Lepidoptera; Tortricidae. The record is from RefSeq and is a predicted model, not a curated record. Gene Ontology annotation, biological process: protein dephosphorylation. The transcript has a single exon. Gene Ontology annotation, molecular function: protein tyrosine phosphatase activity.